AUGGGACCCAACAAUGAGCGACACAUCGAGACGAUGGAUAUCGUUACCGAGGUAAUCGGCACCGAUAUCACUCCUAUUCAGCCAUCCCGGGUACCGCCAAACGUCAAAUUCGAGAUUGAUGACGCCAACCAACACUGGACGUUGGCAGAUGAGAGCUUCGACCUCAUCCACGCGCGUGCCUUGGCUGGAAACAUACUCAACUGGGAGAAGUUCUACCAGGAAGCUUACCGUUGUCUGAAGCCGGGUGCGUGGUUCAAAAUCCAGGAGACCUCGUUCGACUGGCGCACGCAGAAAGGUGUAAUUGCCGAGGACAGCCCAAUGGGCCAAUGGAACAAGGUCUUCCAGGAGGGCGGUAAGAAGACAGGCCGUACUCUCAGGAUUGUUGACGAAGACCUCCAGGAGAGGCUGAUGAAGAAAGUUGGCUCGUGGAUGUCGUAG
Molecule: messenger RNA, 438 nt
Organism: Thermochaetoides thermophila DSM 1495
Lineage: Eukaryota; Fungi; Ascomycota; Sordariomycetes; Sordariales; Chaetomiaceae
Exons: 2
Coding region: 1-438 (145 amino acids)
Molecular function (GO): methyltransferase activity
Source: RefSeq, a predicted model, not a curated record